Messenger RNA from Peromyscus eremicus (cactus mouse), 1428 nucleotides. It is a transcript of the gene Ndufaf7, whose product is annotated as NADH:ubiquinone oxidoreductase complex assembly factor 7. The transcript has 10 exons. Gene Ontology annotation, cellular component: mitochondrion. The record is from RefSeq and is a predicted model, not a curated record. Gene Ontology annotation, molecular function: protein-arginine omega-N symmetric methyltransferase activity. NCBI's taxonomy places the organism in Eukaryota, Metazoa, Chordata, Mammalia, Rodentia, Cricetidae. Gene Ontology annotation, biological process: mitochondrial respiratory chain complex I assembly. The coding region runs from base 38 to 1348 and encodes 436 amino acids.
CCCCCCAGGGCGGAGCCUGGCCCCGACGUGGUUGGGCAUGAAUGCCUUAGUGAGACGUGCAGUGGCCCGUGCGGGCAUCCCUUGUCUUUGGAGAGGGAAAUGCUUCAGCUCCGGGAAGGAGCCGGCGGAAAGCAACCGGGUGACGCCGAUGCUGCGGCAUCUUAGGUAUAAAAUAAAGUCCACAGGUCCCAUCACCGUGGCCGAGUACAUGAAGGAGGUUUUGACCAACCCAGCCAAGGGAUAUUAUGUGCAUCAUGAUAUGCUAGGGGAAAAAGGAGACUUCAUUACUUCACCCGAAAUAAGUCAAAUCUUUGGGGAGCUACUAGGGAUAUGGUUCGUUAGUGAAUGGAUGACCUCUGGAAAAAGUCCAGCUUUCCAAUUGGUGGAACUGGGUCCAGGUCGGGGUACCCUCACUGGAGAUAUUUUGAGGGUGUUCAGUCAGCUUGGGUCUGUGCUAAAAACCUGUGACAUUUCAAUACACCUAGUAGAGGUGAGCCAGAAAUUAAGUGAGAUUCAAGCACAGGUACUGACUGAGGAGAAGCUCCCUGUGGAGAGAGAUGCCGAAUCCCUGGUGUACAUGAAAGGUGUCACUAAGUCUGGGAUCCCUGUCUCCUGGUACCGAGAUCUGAAGGAUGUUCCUAAAGGAUACAGCUUUUAUCUCGCACACGAGUUUUUUGAUGUUCUUCCCGUGCAUAAAUUUCAGAAAACACCACAAGGAUGGAGAGAAGUGCUUGUUGAUAUCGACCCCCAAGUUUCUGAUAAACUGAGGUUCGUCUUGGCACCUUGUGCGACGCCAGCAGAAGCCUUCAUACAACAUGAUGAAAGAAGGGACCAUGUGGAAGUGUGUCCCGACGCUGGGAUUAUUAUACAGGAACUUUCUCAACGCAUUGCAUCAACCGGAGGUGCUGCUCUGAUUGCUGAUUACGGUCAUGAUGGGACAAAGACAGACACCUUCAGAGGGUUUUGUGGACACCAGCUUCAUGAUGUCUUAACUGCUCCUGGAACUGCAGAUCUGACAGCUGAUGUGGACUUCAGUUACCUGCGCAGAAUGGUACAAGGAAAAGUAGCCUCUCUGGGUCCAGUAGAGCAACGAACAUUUUUAAAAAACAUGGGCAUUGAUGUCCGGCUGAAGGUUCUUUUAGAUAAAGCAGACGAGCCAUCCACGAAGCGGCAGUUACUUCAGGGGUAUGACAUGUUAAUGAACCCUCAGAAGAUGGGAGAAAGAUUCAACUUCUUUGCCUUGCUACCUCAUCAGAGACUUCAUGGUGCAAAUCAAGAAAGGAAUGCCCGUCAGUCAAAGACCCCUGCAUCAUCUGUACCUGGGUUUGAUGACCUUGUUUGGCAGUGAUAUUUCAGCUUGGACUGUUUAUUCUUCAGUGUGCUUUAAAAAUCAAAAUAAAAGAAAAUCAUUUUGUAUAUUGAAGGUAA